AUGAAAAAUCAAACGAUCGCAAAAUGCAUUGACUUGUAUCAGGCUUCUCCAGUGGACACUACUACAAUUAUCUUGCAUCUGGUACUAAUUCUAGGAGGACUGGUAUCCAAUAUAUCCCUUCAUUUCAUGUUUUCCGGUAGACCCAAAUUAGGCACGGCGAGUUUUGCCUACAUCCGAAUCAUUGGGAUGUUCCAGUUGGCAUUUUUCAUCACACCGUUUCCAUUGAAAAUUCUCACGGAUCAUUAUCAAGCGGGCCAAACCUGGAUUGCAGCCAAUUUCCUACCCGUACUACUGGCUCUUUUUCACUUUGUGAUCUCUACAUUAUGUCUAUGUUUCACUAUCAGAUUGUUACUACUUCUGAAUUGCAUUCGGAGAUGCCGUCGCUGGAGUUCUGUGUCCUGGGUGGCUUGGCAGAAAAUCUUCUGUCUCCUACCUUUCGGAACUAUUGUCAAUGUUCCACUUUGUUUUGAAUGGGUUAUCGACUAUGAGCAGUGUGUUUUUGGAAAAGAGCUAUAUGCAAUAGGAAGACCUCAUCUGUCAGAAGCUGCUCUUCAGAAUCAUAUAAAAACAGAUUUAAUCAGAAUCAUUCCAACAAUCAUUUUUUGGAUCACUGCAUUUUGUACCUUAGUUUUUUUUGCCGCUGAAAAGUGCAUUCUUCCGAAGCUAUCUAGCCCAUAUGCUGCCAAACACAUUCCCCUAUUCUCCAACCUCCAACCAUUGCUCAUCGCUUUCAUCUUGUCCCAUGCAACAGUUCAUGUCUACACUACUAUUCAUAUUUUAUAUGACUUAAAGAUUCCAGAUUCUACUAGGAACCAAAUGUUUGGGAUCUCCUACGCCCUCCCAUUCCCCAUCAUGCUGAUUAUCUCCAGAACGUUCCGGUCCCAUUUGUUCCAUCUAAUUAGCAAUUUCUUUGAAGGGUUGGCUCGACCUCCAAAAAUGCGGAAGGAUUCUACACUUCAGAAGAUGACGUCACAAAUUGCAAGGCAUAUGGCAUUUAGUAAAUUGGAAAUGGAGAAUUCGGAACUGGAUGAGAGAUUGUACAGUAAUCUGAAAGUGAACAAUAUGCGAUCUAUCCUCCGUGACGACGCUGUCUACCGUGUUCGUUUCGCCAUUCCCCAGCAAACUGUGCAAAUAAUUCAGGAGGAGGAUAAUUCUGAAAAUGAUAUCUCUAUUUUUAGUCGUGAAUGA
Caenorhabditis briggsae is the source of this 1188-nucleotide messenger RNA. The transcript is spliced from 9 exons. NCBI's taxonomy places the organism in Eukaryota, Metazoa, Nematoda, Chromadorea, Rhabditida, Rhabditidae. Bases 1 to 1188 code for a protein of 395 amino acids. The record is from RefSeq and is a predicted model, not a curated record.